This is a messenger RNA of Acromyrmex echinatior (Panamanian leafcutter ant), 1424 nucleotides long. It is a transcript of the gene mats, whose product is annotated as MOB kinase activator-like 1. The record is from RefSeq and is a predicted model, not a curated record. Lineage: Eukaryota; Metazoa; Arthropoda; Insecta; Hymenoptera; Formicidae.
CUUACCAGAUCGAUCGUGCAACGUCCAACAGUUUGAAAAAGAGAGAAAGGAAAUAAGGAAGGGAGAAGAGAAUAGCACGAGAGAAACCGGACAAUUUAGUAGACUGACGACGACGCAGCGAGUGGCUUGGGUUGUGUGGACAGCAAUUCAUCUCCUCGGUACAGCAGCGUUUACAGGACAAGGAGAGCGAGUAGCAUUGUGAGGAGGCGAUCGCACGCGCGACUCGCGAGUGUGGCGGCCGGCUGGCUGACACGUUCUCGUCGUCGUCGUCGUCGUUGUCAUCGUCAUCGUGAUACUCGCACAGUCCGUUGUCAUCCAGUUGUCUCAUUACGCGUCUAGUUGAGCAAGGACGCAGCGGACCUGAGUGGACCACGCGACCGAGCGGAACGGGCGAGAGCGGACCCAACGAGCGGAGUGACUCGGUCACAGCUACGACGAACCCGUCACGAUGAGUUUUCUAUUUGGGAGUAGGUCUUCCAAGACUUUUAAACCAAAGAAAAACAUCCCGGAGGGUACUCAUCAAUAUGACCUAAUGAAACAUGCCGCUGCUACAUUAGGCUCCGGUAAUCUACGAUUGGCCGUAAUGCUUCCUGAAGGAGAGGAUUUGAACGAAUGGGUCGCUGUUAAUACUGUUGAUUUUUUCAAUCAAAUCAACAUGUUGUACGGCACCAUCACAGAAUUCUGUACGGAGGAGAGUUGUCCCAUCAUGUCGGCUGGACCAAAGUACGAAUAUCAUUGGGCCGAUGGUCACACGGUGAAAAAGCCUAUCAAAUGCUCAGCACCCAAAUACAUAGAUUACUUAAUGACCUGGGUGCAGGAUCAAUUGGACGACGAGACUUUAUUUCCAUCCAAAAUCGGAGUUCCUUUCCCCAAGAAUUUUUUAUCUAUUGCAAAAACUAUUCUGAAGCGGUUAUUCAGAGUAUAUGCUCACAUCUAUCAUCAGCAUUUUAGUGAAGUUGUGCAGCUCGGUGAAGAGGCGCAUUUAAAUACAUCGUUUAAACAUUUCAUAUUCUUUGUUCAGGAAUUUAAUUUGAUCGAGAGAAGAGAAUUGGCACCUUUGCAGGAGCUAAUAGAAAAACUGACGGCGAAAGACGCGCGAUGAGUCCGUCUACUGUCUACGAGCCACUUGUCCUCUCGAAACUUUUCCAAAGAAUCUCUCAACCAUGCUAUCUUCGCUAACCCGCACAUAUAAUUACAUUAUUUAAACUGAUCUAUUAAUCGCUAACUCCACGAUCUGCCUCUGUUUCAAAGAAUUGACGGCAAAAACAUGUCACCGCUCCAAAAACAAGUGAUUGAUAACGCGAGAAAAUACCUACAGUGUUCGUUCUGAAACCUCAUUCUUCUCUGACGGCGCAUAGAUAUAUUCUGUAUACUCACUAUGUGCACAUAUAUAAAAAGAGAGAGAAAAAAAACUUAUCGAGUGG